This is a messenger RNA of Caenorhabditis briggsae, 2793 nucleotides long. NCBI's taxonomy places the organism in Eukaryota, Metazoa, Nematoda, Chromadorea, Rhabditida, Rhabditidae. Bases 1 to 2793 code for a protein of 930 amino acids. The transcript is spliced from 16 exons. The record is from RefSeq and is a predicted model, not a curated record.
AUGAGGCGCAGAAUUCUCUUCCCACUACUCUUGCUUCUGGCAUGCACCAAACUCGGAAGCACAGCACCAGUCAACUGUCUCCAAGGAUGCACCUGUGACCGAACAGCAGAGAACCCGACGAUCAUAUGUCACUCUGCCAACAUGACCCAUUUCCCCCUACCAAUAACCAACCCAAAGACAUCGUUCCACUUCCUCCAACUGACAUGCAAUGACAUCAUAACUGUCCCAGAUGUUGAUUUGAUCAUGAAGUCUUUUCCCGAUCUUCAAGGAAUCGACUUCCAAGGAAAUCCACAUCUCAAUUGCACCUCUCUUGAACAAUUCGAAAGGAAACUGGCAAUCUUGUCGGACUGUCACAGCUCCGAGAAACUAUCCUGCCACAAGACCACAUCCCCGGCCUCCAAGCUCAAAAACACAAAAUCAAAGGUUCGAUACUUAAAAAUAGAACAACUAAAACAAACUUUUUUCAGAUUUGUGACGGGCACUGUCAGAGCGCAAAAAAGCUGGGGGAUCUUUGGCAAGAUAUCAAAAAGUUCACCAAAAAAAUUAACAUUAAACAAAUUGUUAAUGACUUUCUUGAUUUUAAUUGGUUGGCUGGUGUUGCUAUUCCGUUGUCUUAAUAGUGACGUCGUCGACGAAAUACCUUGGAAUGAAAAUCGUGGAAAUUGCAGCUGUGAAAUAGAAGUAUACGAGCCAGAAGAAAACUACGGAGUCAUCAAAUCUCCUCAUUAUCCAAGUUUCGAAUCAUGUAAAGGCAAAUGCAUCUAUAGAAUUCUUCCAAAAGCAGACAAAACUGUCACAUUGUACACCUCCCCAUAUGAAAUAACGGAAAACACUUAUCUUGUCAUUUACAGUCUUUUGAAGACAGAUGACGGCUACGAACGUUUGUUUCAUGCCAAAAUCCAAGGACAUGUCAAUUACUAUUAUUCGUCCAGCGAUUCUCAGUUCGCAAGUUUUGCUUCUGCGAGAAGUGCUGGAUUUGAAAUUCAUUUCAUCAGCCAUCCUCAGCGGUAUUACCACACCAAGUUCAAAAUUACUUUCGACAGAUAUGAUGAAAUGAAAGAACCCUGUGACUACCCGAUCGUAGAAAUCGGAGAAAAGGAAACAGUCAUUCAAAGAGCCCAUAAAUUCGAGCACGCUUCAGGCUGCGUCUACAAGCUGAAAGCUCAAAAACACGAUGGGGAAACUGACGGUGACGAGAUAGUUAUUCAAAUUUAUCAGAGUGUGGAAACCGAGGUUACUGUAAAAGCGCAUGAUGCGUCGGGUAAAUUGAAAAAUGUUUUUUCAAGUUCAUAUUCAAAGGCGCUCAUGAUGGACGCGGAAGAUAUUCGAAUUAUUUCUCAUAGAAUAUCUAAACGUGAUGAAGCGUAUGAGAUGGCAAAAAUCACCGCGAGACUUGUUAAACGAAGUAAGGCUUGCAGAGAACACCUUGUAAACUCAGAUCCAUGUGAUUGUGGAGAAACAACUUUGACGAUGGAUGUCCGAAACCAAUCCUACCUUUCUAUCCGUGGUCCUGGCUAUCCAGAUUUGUCAUGCCCAAGUCGCCACUGCACGUACCAGCUAAGCUUUGUUGGCGACGAUCAAGAAGGCGAGGAUAAAAAUAAAAUUGGAGUCGUCGAAUUAUCCGUCGAAGGCUUAUUCAGUACCAGCGACGAGUUUUCGCUGAAAAGUGACUACAAGGUUUUCGUCGGAACCUCUCGAUAUAAAAGUAGCUCAAGGUACAUCAAAGAGAAUUUCGUGAUCAAGCAACAAGCUCUUACAGUGGAACUCGAGUCAAGUCGGGAUUUGUAUAAGAGAUACAUGGAAGUGAAUGUCACCAAUCGGUGGAUCUAUGCAGACUGCGCAUGCAACUUCUUUAAAGACAAAUCUAUCGGAAUGGAUACAACUUUUACCAUCUCUUUCCCUGCGAUUUGUGAUUAUAUUUAUUGCAAUUUCGACGUUAAGGGCAAUCAUUAUUAUCAAAGAACUCUAUUAGAUUUUGAAGUCAAAGGCGCUACAUACGGAGACGUUGUUAUUCUCAGAGAUAAACGUAACGAAGAACAUUACAAUUCCAUGAUGUUAAACCAUCGGAAUAGAUACGAGACUAGUGAAGAUACCUCAUUCACGUACUGGCGCAAAGAUGCCAAUGCCACAGAAAAUGCUGUUCUAACUUUCAAUUACACUCUUAUUAAGAACAAUCAAGAGUGUGGUCACGAUCCGGUGUAUCUGACAGCUGACUUCAAUCAACCUGUGAUUGUGAAUAGUCCCGGAUUUCCCAACUUUUAUCAAAACAAUCAAGAGUGCCAAUUCAUAGUUGAUGUUCCAGAGGGAAGCAGAAUGGCUCUGAGCAUUGACGAAAUCAGCAUUGAAAAUUAUCAUGAUCAUGUUAAAAUCUACGAAGGAAACACUACUGACUCCGCCUUGAUCAGAGAAUACUCCGGCCGUGUGCGCCAUCAAGUGUUGAAUGUGUCGACUACCACAAUCCUCAUCACAUUCACAACUGAUAUGUCCAACUCUGACCGCGGUUUCCACAUCACUGUUACCGCCCAAUAUCCGUCCGAAGACUCCGACGAUCCAUACACCCGUACUUACAUUCUUACUGCUCUGGUUUUAAUUCUUAUCGUUAGCAUCUGUGCUGGAAUUUACUUUUAUGAGACGAGAUAUGGGAAGUUCCGUCGUGAGAGAAGAAACAAUGGACAACAGACUACUGGGACUGCCGAAAACGCAGCAAACGCUGGAGCCGCUCCAAACAUUGCCGGAAUACCAAUGAAUCAACCACCACCAAAUUAUGACGAUUUGGACCAUUUCUUCAACUAA